AUUUGAUUUAAAAUAUCAAAUCAAAUUUAAAUUGAUUUAAAUUUAUAUCCGAUUCGAUCCGGUCGGAUCCAUUGCCAAGCUUACCGUCAAAGCUUCCCUGCUCGGCCGCUCCAAGCCUCCGACCCAAUUGAGACUCUGAGGGCGGAAAAAAGAGAGCGGAAACCGGGGGAAAGAGAAGGAAAAAACAACGAAAACAAAGGGGAGUACCAACGUAAAACCCUUGCCAUCGUCCAAGCUUCACUAUUCGGCCGCUCCAAGCCUCCACCGAUCGAGACUCCCGAGCACGGAAAAACUAGAGGAAAAACGGGGAAAACAGAAGAAAAAUCAACGAAAACAAAGGAAAGACGGAAAAAAUUAACAGGAAUCGGUUAAACUGAGAACUUAUCAACCUUGGAUGAAGAUGGCCCUCUACAUGGAUUAACUGCAAGAACUUUAAGUUUACUAAAUUGCAGGAGUGAUAUAAAAGCUAUACUGAAAGAUUGGAGGCGAUAUUUGAGACUUUCCUUAGGUGAACAUCUUUGUCCAUUAGUAAAUUGGGUAGCAUAUGAUGAAGGGUGCAGCAGACAGGAUCUUACAUCAUCCAAAGUGGAAGAAAGUAGCCUAUGGAGGAAUGCAGCCGGGGUAUGAUGAUAACUAUACCGAUGAGUCAUUCCUUGAAGCAAUGGUUAUGAAUGCUAAUGUUGUAAAGAGGGAUCUGUUUAAGGUGAUGCAAGACUCUGUUUCCAUAUCUCAGUAUCUUUGCAUCGUUGCUCUUGUGAUUUCUGUCUGGAUUCAUACAUUGGGUUCAGUCAUUGAUGAGACCUCUCUGCUUAAACUGGAUGUUGGCCUUCUAGCACUCGGCUUUUCUGUUCUUUUGCUGACAACAAGUCAGCUUUCUCAGCAGCUUCUCUCUCGAUAUCUUCUUAACAUUUCCUUCUUCAUUAGUGGCUUGUACAUUUUAGCGCCUGUAUAUCACACACUCACCAGGUCUAUCAGUUCAGACUCUAUAUAUGCACUCACCGUGUCACUUCUUGUGGUCCAUCUCUUCUUGCACGACUACUCUGGUUCCACAAUAAGACCUCCUGGUGCUCUGAACAACCCAACCUUGGCCAGUAACAUUUCUUUGAAUGCAUCAAUAGUAGCUUCAGUUCUAGUGGCUUCUCGCCUCCCAUCUAGGCUUCAUGUCUUUGCCAUCAUGUUCUUUUCUUUGCAAAUCUUUCUUUUUGCACCACUCAUCACAUUCUGCAUUAAGAAAUACUCCUUCAAACUGCAUAUGUGGUUUUCGUUUGCAUUGAUGGUUAUGACCUUGAGUGUUGUAUUCCAGUUGCAUCGUAUGCUCUUUGUUCUUUUGCUGGGUCUUCUGGUUUUUGUAUCAGUUGUUUGCCCUUACUGGCUUAUAAGGAUACAGGAAUACAAGUUUGAGAUAAAUGGUCCCUGGGAUGAAGCUAAGCUCUGCUUUGAUAUAACUGAGUGAGAACCAGUAUUCCUGCACUUCCUGCAAUAUUUCAUUGGAGGCAUGUACAAAAUGGGUUAGAAAGCUAUAUGCCACUUUAAUGUAUAGAUCCUGCGGUAAAAUGUCUAUACCAUUUGUAUCAUUUUUUAUUAUUAUUAUUAUUUUCAUGCUGCUGUAAUGCUACUAGAAAGCAACUAAUUAUUUUCCUAUUGUAUGUAUAGAAGCAUCACAAUUAUUCAACAGUGAUAUUAUACUCUUGGGUGGUGCACUUUCAACAAA
Messenger RNA from Elaeis guineensis (African oil palm), 1711 nucleotides. RefSeq names its product phosphatidylinositol N-acetylglucosaminyltransferase subunit C. Gene Ontology annotation, cellular component: membrane; glycosylphosphatidylinositol-N-acetylglucosaminyltransferase (GPI-GnT) complex. Gene Ontology annotation, biological process: GPI anchor biosynthetic process. The record is from RefSeq and is a predicted model, not a curated record. Lineage: Eukaryota; Viridiplantae; Streptophyta; Magnoliopsida; Arecales; Arecaceae.